AUGGCUGGAGUGUGGCGUUGUAUGCUGGCAGUGCUGGCGUUGAUGUGUGUGUGUCUGUGGGGAUUAACUGAGGCUGUAGGGGGGGCUGUAAGUCGACCAAGACCCCAAAGAAGACCUCGUAAGAAGCCAAAGGUUGUUGCUGAUGACCUGACGCCUCCUGCUCAGAACAUAGACAUACAGCGGAUGAUGGGACGAUGGUACCUGUUGAACACUGCCUCCAAAUGCUCGUACCUGAUUAACCACGGCACCAAGGUGGAGGCCACAAUCAUGACCCUCACUCACUCCUCAGACCAAACACUGUCUGUCAGCACAAAGACACGACAUAACCACCAGUGUUGGGAGAUUUUACAAAUCUACGAUAUCUCUCCAACCCCAGGCAAGCUGACUCUUAAAGGAACUCGUCCUGAGCUCAACACUGAAAUAGCGAUCGGGGAGACGGACUAUACCAACUAUGCUGUCAUGUACUACCAGAAACAGGGAAAGAUCACCGUGAAGCUGUAUGGGAGAUCUGUUGACGAUCUGUCCGAGCCGAUGUUGACGAAGUUUGAGCAGCUUGCUGAAAAGCAGAAUAUGGGCCUGGCUUACCUCUUCCCCUUCCCCACUUACAGUCACUGUGGUGACGUGGACCAGGACCAUGUGAUCAACUGUGUUCCCACAUGCUGAGGAGGCAGAACUUUCUCCUGUGCUGCGGACGGAUCCAGGCCUGCAGUGAAGUCCUCACGCAAAUAUCUGAAUAUUGUAGGAUCUGAAAACGUGAAUGUCAGCAGGAGAGCUGCAACAAGGUCUUAAAACUGUAAAACUGCUACCUUUGAAUGUUACCAGGUACAUUUAAAUAAA
This is a messenger RNA of Notolabrus celidotus (New Zealand spotty), 837 nucleotides long. RefSeq names its product complement component 8, gamma polypeptide (gene c8g). Gene Ontology annotation, cellular component: membrane attack complex. Gene Ontology annotation, biological process: complement activation. NCBI's taxonomy places the organism in Eukaryota, Metazoa, Chordata, Actinopteri, Labriformes, Labridae. The coding region runs from base 1 to 663 and encodes 220 amino acids. The record is from RefSeq and is a predicted model, not a curated record. The transcript is spliced from 7 exons.